AUGACUGAACAUAUGCAGUUUAUUUUACCGUAUAUUAAAGGAGUCAGAAGUGUAGAUAGUCCGGGAAAUCUUCCUUCCCCUCCGAAUGUUAUGGACGAUGAAUUUAACGAAGCUGAUGAAGUUGAAAACACCGAAGAAAAUGGAUUUGAAUCGACUGCAGAAAAUUUAAACAUGAAUAAAUCCAGCAACGAACAAGUAUUUACUCCAAAUUUUAAGAAAAAAAAGACUUCAGAUGUGGCAGAUCAAUGUUUCAUUGAUUAUAUUAAUACUAAAAAACAAAAUUCCAAAAAAUAA
Molecule: messenger RNA, 294 nt
Organism: Macrosiphum euphorbiae (potato aphid)
Lineage: Eukaryota; Metazoa; Arthropoda; Insecta; Hemiptera; Aphididae
Source: the annotation of a GenBank genome assembly